Messenger RNA from Musca domestica (house fly), 6601 nucleotides. RefSeq lists its product as uncharacterized. The coding region runs from base 641 to 5251 and encodes 1536 amino acids. The record is from RefSeq and is a predicted model, not a curated record. NCBI's taxonomy places the organism in Eukaryota, Metazoa, Arthropoda, Insecta, Diptera, Muscidae. The transcript is spliced from 4 exons.
GGGCAUGACAUAUCAGGCACACAUGUGAAAUAUGAGACACACUUUUUGCGUUUCAAGUGGUUUCGGUUACGCAGUGCGGCCUGCCGACAGUCCUGAUUGUUGUAAAAAAUAUGGUAUUGAAUUCGUCGUAGAAUUGUUUCUGUUUGAAGUCGUAAAAAUUGUCGCCUUUGUUUACAUUACGAUGACCACAAUGUUUGGUCAGAUCCGUAUGGAGCCAAAAUCCGCUUGUACUCAGCAUAAUUUUACACACACACGACCACCCACCCAUACAGACAUCAAUACAUAACAACUCAUUGGCAAGCCUUCCACUACUACUACUCUCGAGUGCAUCAUGGAUGCAUUUUUGCGCCAUAACUGUGUGUGUGUGUGUGUAUGAUUAUGUUUUUGUUAUGUAUUUCACAAAGAGCCUGCUCAAAUGAGAAUUUUCAUGUCUCAUUGAAUUUCGUCACAGAUCUAAUUGAGACUUCGUAAGAGCAAGAACGGCCAAUGUUCUUUCAUUCAUUGUUUUUGGAAAACAAAAUUAAGAGUCCAAGAAAACCAAAACAAGUAACAACAAAUUUAUUUAUUUCUGUGUUUUGUUGUUGUAUUUUUUCGUUUUGUUUUUUGUUUUAAUGAUAAUAAUUAUUCUAAAAACUAAAAUAUGGAUUUUCGAAAAACACACUUGGAAGCGUCCAGCAGCAGCAGCAGUGACAACACAUCGCCGCACAAGAAACAUUUAAGUUUGGAGGCAAGACACACAUUGGCCCUGGAAUCUGCUCGUAAAAUACGUUGCAACAUUAAGUCCAGCAUUUUUAUACCGAAAAUACCUAUCAAUAGCCAAAAAAAGUAUCCAUGGAUUUCAAAAAAGAGUCCGCCCAAUGUGAUGCAGCCAUUAAAUAGUUAUUCUAGCAUUGUAGGAAACUCCAAAAUAAACUCUGAGCGCAAUUUCCCACAACAACAAAAGUCCACAAGAAAAGACGGAUUUCGGCGCCCAAGAAGACAAAUUCAAUUUAAAGGUGGCAAUAAAUUAAAAGCAAUUCGUCGACGAUUUGAGAGAAUCUAUGGAGGAAAUAAACUAAUAAAGGAGUUGAAUUCGAGGGAAGAGGAACUGGAGAUUCGGAGGAAUAAUAACACAGCCAAGAGAGAACUGGAAAAAUAUUCCGCCAUUGAGAAUACCUUAAAGAAUAUGGGUUUGGCAAUUAGCUCAGCAGAUGAUCACGAUGAAGACAGUGAUGUAGAAAUUGGAAUACUUACGGAAGCCACAGAGGAUAUAGGCAAAUCAAAUCAGGCAGAUGAUUUUAGAGAUAUAAUUGAUUUAAACAGUUCAACAGAAGAGUUACAGGAAACUCUGAACUCCAAGCAAUCUCAAACGAACGAAAUAAUUGAUUUAAAUGAUUCCCUGGAGGAUGUCAUUGUUCUAGAUCAACAUGUGAUUACCGUGCAACACAGUUCCCCCGACAAAAGCUUUGCCCCACAGGCCGUUAAUGAGGUUUAUAGUUUCAUAAAGUCCUUAUCGGAGGCAGGUGAAUUUCAAGAACUUCUGACCAAAUCCAUUGCUGUUUAUCCUGCCUCAGAACUGGAUAAGGCAAUUCUGAGUGAUAUGCAGUCUAUUGAGAAUUCGAUUUAUGAUUUUGCAAUUGCUCUGCAUAAAACCUAUGAGGAUUUGGACGUUUUGGAGUAUGAACAAAGGAAAAUUUCUGAAAAAUACAUCCUCCCUCAUCGGCUUAAUCCAAUGGAAACCUUAGAAAUCCCUAAAACACUGGACCAACGACAUCAAUGUCUGGAGAUUUCAAAGGAGGAUGAGGUGAAAGACCAACACAGAUUUUCAACACCAGAUAAGACACAAGAGGCUCAUCAAACAAGUAAACCCAUGGAAGAAAAGCAAAUUGAGGUAUCAUCAAACAGCAACCCGGAGGAACAUGUCGGUACCUCAUGCGACCCGUCAUCUGACAAUCCAGCAUCUAUUCUCACUGUUCAUAGAUGUAGUGUAAUAAAUCAUACCGGUAAAUGUCAGUCGGACACAUGUCACACCUUAAAUCUUUCCGGCGAACAGAGAAGUGGAGAUUUUACCAGCCCGCAAGAUGUGACGGAAUCUCAAAACGCCAAUGAUGUUAAUAAUCGAAUUUCUUCAAAACAUGAUUCACUUGGAGGAAGCGAAGAUUCCACCAAUCAGGAAACUGUGCCAGAAUCUCAAAGCCAAAGUGAGGCUAAUGAAGAACGUAAUUCUAAAAUUUCUUCAAAACACGAACUAUAUUCUCCUCGAGAAUCUGUGGUCCAUGAAAUACGUGAUUCUCCGUAUUUAAGGCAUGUUCUUAAUUUAUGCCAAGGAGGCUCAGCACAUGAGGCGUUACUCUCAUCUGUCCUGCUGUCCAAGGAAAAUAAUGAUGCUCUUCUACAAGAUCAGGGAACUGAAAAUAAAUUGGUUACGAGUCAUCAACUCAGUUGGGCGCCAGAUUUAAAUCCCUCUCAUCCGAAUGAAAUAUCUAACAUCGAAACGGGUCAAGAGGCAAAGAUAUGUGAAAUUCCUGGCCAACAAGGCCCCCAACCAUCUCAGGGAGAUAUGCUCCGAAACUCAGGUGUAAUAGCCCUGAACACCACAACAAAACCCAAAUGUGAAUCAUCCAGAAGUUGUCAAAAUCUAGAAAAGGUUUUGAAUCCCAAAAAGCAUAUGGUCUCCAAAUUUCACAAUCAAAUGAAGGAAACCAAAACAAGCGAUGCUUUACUCACAUCCCAAAUGCAUCCGACACCAACUCACACACCAGAUUUUAGUACAGCCUUCGAAAAGAUGCCUAGGGAAGCAGAGAGCCCUGCAAAUUCGAAAAGCGAUUUCCUUAAAAAUCCUGCCCAUAAAUUGGAUGACAGUCUCACCAUGCAAGGAGUGCCGAGUGAAGGGGCAUCUUUUUCGAGUACACCUGCACACCCUGCCCAGAGAUUGGAUAACACGACCGUUACCAAAGAAAUAUCCAAGGAUCUAACAAGUCAUCCAAAUUCUACACCAUCUUCUGAUUCACAGAUGAACUAUGCUCCUGGAUUUGAAAACAGUAUGCCCGUGAAAAAUAUGCCAAAGGAAGCGAGGGUAGAGUUUAAUUCAAAGCCGCAUCGGAAAACCAGACUUGAUGUUGACACUAUUAGCAAAGAGUUUCCAAAUUUCCAGGACACCCAAAUAUCAACUCCUCAGUUUCAAGUUUCAAACUUGGAACCCACAGACACUCACAACCAGGUUUACAGCAGUUGUAAGGAAACGGCUACCACUAAAAAAGUUCAAAAUCUCCCGGAUAAUUUAAUGGCGCCCAAGCAGGGAUAUACUCCCAAAACACAAUCAGGCUUUGAAGCCACGUCUACUUCCACUCAGGCUCUUAGCAAUUGUAUGGAAACGACAACAACUGGAAACACACAAAAUCUUCCGGAUAAUUUAUUGGCGCCCAAGCAGGGAUAUAAUCCUAAAACACAAUCAGGCUUAGAACCCAUGCCAACUAACACCCAGGCUAUUAGCAAUUCUAUGGAAACGACAAAAACUGCUAACACUCGAAAUCUCCCUGAUAAUUUAAUGGCGCCCAAGCAAGUCAAUAAAGCCAAGAAGAGGGCAAGCUCGUUGGAAGCCCUGUUAUCCAUACAGGAAGCAAAAAAAUCUGCAAUUUCGAAUAUUCCAGCCAAGAAAAUGAAGUCUAUGUCUAAAAAGAAAAAAAUGCAGAAUGUGGGGGACCAUCAAAAUACGGCUAAUCCUCUCAGAACAACACCGACUUCAAGGGAUAAAAACCCAACUAGUAAUACGAGAAUACAACAUUCUUCAACUCCUCCUCGUCUCAAAGAACCUUCGAUGCACAAUUUUUCCACCAACCACCCAUGCAAUCUGCCCGCCAUCACCACAAAUGACCCCUGUCAAAACAGAGAACAGAGAAUAGCUAAUUCUAACCAAAAACAGCUAGAAUAUGUGCCAACUAACUACCCAUGUUACGAUCGGACAUUUGCCCAUUCAGAAACGCCAGGAGGACGGCCACAACAACAAAAUUAUGCACUCCAUUCUCCUGGCGCUUCAUCGAUCCGAAACGAUCUAAAUUCAGAACGGCUAAAGGGGUCUAACUCAUCAUAUUCUGUACCGCCGUCUGUAGGUCAUCCACAACAACAGCAACAAAACAAACAACAGAGUAUACCGACUGCAAUUGGGUCUGCGAUACAAAACGAUCAAAGUCAUAAUCAGCCAAUGACUGUCUCACCAACCCAUCAUGUGAUACCUGUGGGGCUACACCAAUCACAACACCGCCCACCUUCGAAAUCUCAGCCCCAGAUCUCCCAUUCAGCAGUGCCUAACCUUCAUUCACCGCAUUUCCAACAUCCGUCCCGAAAAACACACUCAGAACACAUUCCGCCUACUUCCCAUUUACCUCUUAGCAACCAGCCAGGAGUAUAUCACCAACACCUAAGAAGAUCCCCAGCAUCUAACACCUCUGUGGGUCCACCUGAUUUCCUUCACCCUUUACCAAGGGAGGCCUUCACAUCAUAUCCCUUAGCAUCAACACCAAAUCAACAUAUUCCCCAUGGAAAUCCGACGUAUCCAAUUCAAUGUGGUCCCUACAAUCCAAACCAUCCAACACCUACCCCACAUCACAUAACCUACAAUUCGUCAAUACCUACAUUUCCCGCUGAGCAAAUGCACUCUGAGUUGCCCUUUCCUCCAUAUCCUCAACAUUUUGAGAUACCUCCACCACCCGACCCCCAAUUAUGUGCUCAGCUUCCAGGUCAUAGUUUUCCGCCAUAUCCCUGUGGCUAUGACAUGAAAGCUCCACCACCUCCAAACUGUAAUCAAAUUCAGCAACAAAUACAACUGAGAGACCAACUGCCAGCCCAUGUGAUUAAUUGCCGGCCGCCAUCAACAUCAUAUAAUCGAAAUUAUUCACCUGCAUUUGAACUACCACCACCUCCAAUAUUCAAUCACCACCUGCCACCAGGUCCACUUCCACCUCCACCCUUUAUUACCUCGCACUCACCUCUCCUGACACCACCGCAAUCAACAGAACAGCCAACGUCAACAUUUUUCCCUCCCCCACCAGCACCAGCACCAGCACCCAUACAAUAUAAUAUGGCUUAUUGUGGACCCAAUUCGAUGAUGGCAAUACCCAUGACUCCACCCUCAGAGAAUGAUAUUCCAAUUCAAAAUCCCAUAUCGUUUCCGCACAACAAUACUCUCUUAGAUGCAUUUCCUCCUCCCCAUCAAAUCCAUUCACCACAAUCGUGGCCACACCAUUUUCACGCUCCUCACAUGUAUCAGCAAUGAAAGCGGGGAUCUUCGGGUCGAUCUAAACGUAUGUUUAGACAUAAUAGAUCCGGUAUAUUUUAACUUUCAAUAUCUUUGAGUAUGCGUUACAUGUGAAAUCCAUUGGAUUUAAUUUGACAUAACCUCAAUGGAAUUGAAUAUUGAAAUCCACAGGAUUUACAUAUGUAAAUGUUCUAAUAGAGAUGUGUUAUCUGGAAAUAUUUUAAUAAUUUCCGUACAUUUUAUGCUAAAGAAAUUUACACUGACAAAAUAAGCGAAAUGUGUAAACCUGAUUUGUGAAUUUGAAAAACUGUGAUGUGUAAACUACCAAAGUGGGCAAGGACAUUGUGGGCUUUAUAUCAUGGUAGAAGAAUAUAGGUAGAUGCAUCAACGCAUGAGAACAUUGAAUUUUUAAAUGUUUUAUCAAAAAUAAGUAGAUUUUUAAAUGUUUUUUUACACGACGCCAAUAGGAGGUUCUUAUAAUAUGAAUUUUCCAACAAUUUUUUCAAAUUCCAAUAAUUUUUCAUUCAAUAUUUUCAAUUCCAAAAUCAGUUUGACAGUUCAUUUUCCCAGCAGCUGUCCCGAUGCGUCUACCUAUAUUCUUCUACCAUGGCUUGAUAUCGUCUCUAAUAGGAUAUUUAUAUUUGAGCUUUUUAUCGGGUUAAAGAAUAUUUACAGCGACCAGAGAUACGUAAUUUUUUAACAUAAUCAGAUGAAUUUGCUAUCCAAAUAAUGGAUUUUAUUAAGAUGUGCUCAGUGUAGACAAGACUUUAAGCCUGAUUUAUACCGACUACUAAAUUACGCCUUUUACAAAGAUUUGUAAUUUAUUUGACAUAUAACCAAUGGAAUUGACAAUCCAAGUAAGGUAUUUUAUCAAAACACGUUCGGUGUAAAUAAGGUAAAUACCUCCUUUAUAAAAUUUUUUUUGAGGUUAUGCAAUGGAAUAAAUAAUAUAAAGCCCCUUGAUGUUUCAAAUCCAGUUCAAUGUAAACAUAAUAUUUAUUUUGAAUCAUUGCCAUGUAUUUUAAAGCUCUACUUUUGUGAAUUGUUAUUUCUAUUUGAUUUUCAGCAGUAGAAAACACGAUCUGUGCUCGGUCAUGUGAUGCUUAACAAACACCCACAUUGCAUUAACAACCCCACCUAUUGUUUGUAUAAUAAAAUUGUCAAAUGUAAACAUAUCAUAAUUCUAUAGCAAUAAUUUAAAUAUUUUAAGACUGUACAAAUUAGUUUAAGUGUAAUUUUAGUGUUAAUUUGUUUUUAAGCAAUAAAAAAUACGAUUUUUUAAUAAAAAAAACUGCAUAACAUUUCCUUUAUUUGCAAAGAAAGUUAAAUGGAAAAAUCAAAGCAUACUUCUAGGCUGUUUCAUUUACG